Antrostomus carolinensis (chuck-will's-widow) is the source of this 973-nucleotide messenger RNA. RefSeq names its product WD repeat- and FYVE domain-containing protein 4-like. The record is from RefSeq and is a predicted model, not a curated record. The annotation marks the transcript as partial. Gene Ontology annotation, biological process: antigen processing and presentation. Gene Ontology annotation, molecular function: protein binding. The transcript is spliced from 8 exons. NCBI's taxonomy places the organism in Eukaryota, Metazoa, Chordata, Aves, Caprimulgiformes, Caprimulgidae.
AUCUGAAACUCUCACCAGUUACAAUAAAAGACUAUCCCAAGGGAGCUAUUGGGCACAUUGUUCAUACUGAGAAAGGCAUUCUGGCUGUUGAGAAAAACAAAGUGUUGAUUCCUCCUCUUUGGAGCAAAACAUUCUGCUGGGGAUUUGAGGACUUCACCUGCUGCCUUGGAAACUAUGGGUCUGAGAAGAACAUGACUACAUUUGAGUGCAUGGCAGACUGGGGAAAGUGCCUCUGCGCUGUGUGUCCUUCAGCAACUACCAUAAUCACAUCUGGAACAAGCUCAGUUGUGUGUGUCUGGGAACUUUCCUUGGUCAAGGACAAAGUGAAAUGUCUAAACUUGAGACAGGCUUUGUAUGGGCACACUGAGGCAGUGACCUGCCUUGCUGCAUCUGUGACCUACAGCAUUUUCGUGAGUGGAUCUGAUGACAGAACCUGCAUCAUUUGGGACCUGAACCAGCUGACGUACAUAAACCAGCUUCCUGCCCACAGGGCAAGCCUCUGUUCUGUUGCCAUCAACAAUUCAACAGGUGAUAUUAUCUCUUGUGCUGGAUCUUACCUUUAUCUAUGGACAGUCAAUGGCCAACUUCUUGCAAGCAUUAACACCACCUCCAGCCCCAAAAGCCAUGUUGUUUGCUGCUGUUUUGCUGAAGUGAUGGACUGGGACACACGCAGCAUCAUCAUCACAGGAAGCACAGAUGGAGUGGUGAGGCUGUGGAAGACUGAAUACACCAAUAACCCAGACCAAGCUGCUGGACCAAGAGCCCAGAAAGGCAUGAUGGAAGAGCCAGGCAAGACUGGUAACAAGUGUGGAAAACAUCUUGUUCUCUGUCGGGAACUGAAUCCGAGCCUUGCCUUGACUGGAAAGCCAAGUAAGACCAGCCCAGCCGUGACAGCGCUGGCUGUAUCCAGAAAUUCCUCCAAGUUCUUAGUUGGUGAUGACUGGGGAAGAGUCUACUGCUGGUCUGUGGAUGG